AUGCUUCUACUUUUCGAUCACAGUUUCGUUAUUCUUAUAGAACAAAAUUAUGAAUUAAAUACUGUGGCUGCAACUGUUACAACAGCAACUACGACACCUGCGACGGUGACUGCCGCUGCCAUAACUACGCCUACCUUACCUGUCACUACUCUUCAAACGGUUCAAGCACCUACACCACGCCAAACUACAGAUAAUACCAAAGAAAAGUGUUGCAAAUUUCUAGCAAACUUAUUAGAGUUGUCUAGUCGAGAACCUAAAGCGGUGGAGAGAAAUAUUCGAACUUUGAUACAAGAAUUAAUUGAUACUAAAGUUGAAUCCGAGGUGUUCUGUGAUAGACUUGUAAGAUUAUUGAAUGCAUCACCUCAACCAUGCCUGAUUGGAUUUCUCAAGAAAAGUUUGCCAUUUUUACGGCAAUCCCUCGUGACCAAAGAAUUGGUCAUAGAGGGGAUAAAACCUCCUCCAGCUAAUGUUGUCAUUCCUAUAACAUCUGCUACUCCCGUGGUACCACAGCAGAAUCAGCUUAGACCAACUGUUGCUGUGGCAGCUGCAACAGUUCCCGCAUCUGCUGUUAGUGCAACUACGCAAGUUAGAGUAAUGACUCUAUUACCUACACCUACAACUACAAUCCCCCGACCCGCUCAGCCAGUUCAACAAAGGCUGAUACGACCUGUUACAACAGUAGUUCGUAGUCCUACUACAGCUGUGACUGGAAUCAGACCAACACUUCCCACAAUUCAAAAACCACCUAUUAUAACGACUGUUGUUAAACAGAUAACAGCUACAACGCAAGACAAGACAGUUAACACAGCCACUACUGUUAAUAAAGCCGUUGUGCUUUCUUUCGUCCCAAAGCCAGUUACUAAAGAGAAAGAGAAAAAAACAUUUUCAUCUGCCGGAUAUACGGGAGAUGAUGAUAUCAACGAUGUCGCGGCUAUGGGUGGUGUUAAUCUUGCCGAGGAAUCGCAAAGAAUUCUCGACUCGACAGAAUUCGUCGGCACACAGAUCAGAUCCUGUAAAGACGAAGUGUUCUUACAUAUGACACCUUUACAACAGAAAAUUAAACACAUUGUUUCUACGUAUGGAUUAGAAGAACCAAAUCAGGAA
Messenger RNA from Ceratina calcarata, 1104 nucleotides. RefSeq names its product transcription initiation factor TFIID subunit 4-like. Gene Ontology annotation, molecular function: DNA binding; RNA polymerase II general transcription initiation factor activity; protein heterodimerization activity. The annotation marks the transcript as partial. NCBI's taxonomy places the organism in Eukaryota, Metazoa, Arthropoda, Insecta, Hymenoptera, Apidae. Gene Ontology annotation, biological process: transcription initiation at RNA polymerase II promoter; DNA-templated transcription. The transcript is spliced from 7 exons. Gene Ontology annotation, cellular component: transcription factor TFIID complex. The record is from RefSeq and is a predicted model, not a curated record.